AGAGGGCAGCAGUGAGGACAAGCCACCAAACAUGGCCACAAGCAGGAGGAAGCAAGAGGAGAGGAACCUGAGGGUGCUGCGUGAACAGGGCGCCCUUGAAGCCAACAGGACCUGCUUCGACUGUCGGCAGCGAGGGACGACCUAUAUUAACAUGACUAUAGGGUCGUUUGUCUGUACCUCCUGCUCCGGCCUGCUCCGAGGCCUCAAUCCGCCCCACCGAGUCAAGUCAAUCUCCAUGGCCAGCUUUACCCAAGAGGAGAUUGACCUCAUUAAGUCCAGGGGUAACCAGUACUGCAGUGCGGUGUGGCUGGGACUGUACGACCCUAAGCUGACCCCUUUCCCCGACACCAAAGAUGAACACAAGAUCAGGGAUUUCAUGAUCACUAAAUACGAGAAGAAGAGAUUCUACAUAGACCCCAGUGUGGCCCUCAAGAUCAUGCCACCAAACCAGGAUACCAGUGCCUCCUCCUCUGCCGCCUCCACCCCAGGGAGCGACACAGCCAGCAGGGGUGCGGCAGGGGCAGCGACACAGACCACUACCACCACCACCUCCUCUGUCUCCCGUCCCAGUGUUCCAGCGUCCCAGUCACUAGGGUCGGUGAGCAGCAGCGGCAGCAGUCUAUCCAGCAUGACAAGCCCACCACCACAAAACAACAACAACAACAACAACACCACCAAACUACCCGGCCCCCGUCCCUCCGCCUCAUUAGACCUUCUCUCCGACCUCGGCCAGUCUACCCGGUCCGCCCUGCCUCCCGGGGAUCCCUUCGCCUCCCCCACGGCCAAGCAGCCCUCUUCCGGCCCCACAGCUGCCCCCGUCUCUCAAGCGUCAUUUGCUAACUUUGAAAAUGCUAAUAUCUUCGUCAAUAAUCCUUCGGGGCCCACCGCCAACUCCAGCCGGCCAGCCCCCCCAGGCCCCCACCUCCCAUUCUCCAGUAACCCCCUCACUCCACUCACACCCAACACCUCCACCACCUCCACCACCCCCAACACCACCGCCAGCGCCUCCCCAGCCCCCGCCAACCCCUCGCUGGACCGCUACGCUGCACUCAAGGACCUCGACGAGGAAUUCAAGAUACAGAAGGAAAAUGACUCCACCAAUGGUGGAGUGAGUUGGGCUGUCUCUAAUGGCGGAGGGCCCCACCAUCCCCCGACCUCCUCCACCCCCUCCGUCCCUAGCAACACCCCCGCCGCCAGUGUCUUUGGGGGCUCCAUGAACGGGGCAGUGUUUGGCUCACCUCCCACUGGGGUGUUUGGGGGCGGGGUGAAUGGCGGGGCUCCAGUGAUGGGGACGCCACCCACUGCCCCGUCAGCCUGGCAGAAUUUCUCGGGUCCUAAUCCUUUCUCAGGAGUAAACAGUGGAGGUGCUUGGGUGAACGGGGGAGCUCAGAUGACUAACCCACCCACACACACACAACAAGGCUUUGGAACUAUGGUGCAACCUAACCCAUUUGGAACUCUCUAUGGAAUGUGGGCCCCAGACCCGAAUUUCAACCAGUUUGGGGGCGGUGCAGCUAUGAAUGGGGCGGGGGCGGGUCCGGGGGCUGGUGGGGGCUGGGCAAACUUCUCCCACCCGCAGCAGCCUUCCAAGAUGCCCUGGACAGCUACCAACGGAACCCCAAACCCCUUUAUGGCCGCUGCCCCUCAGAUGCCUUCCAGUGGGUCAUCCUACAAUCCCUUUCUCUGAGUGGUCAUCUUCUUGGGACAGCCUCCUCUUCCUCUUAUUCCUCCUCUUCAUUCCUCACCAUCUCUCUCUGUCACAACUCACAAAAGACAAGCAUUUUAUUUCUCAACCGUCUGCCUGUCCGUCUGUCUGUCCAUACCUUAGAGCUAAUCUGAUUCACUAGUAGGCAGGAAAGUGUGCUGGGUGAGUGGGAGCAAUAGACGUCCAUCACUAACGUCAAGGUGGGGGAAUUAAUGCAUCUCGACACACUCUUAUUCCAUACACAAGACUGGUAGGCACUCACUCACUCACUUGGGAGGUUUGGGAUAGGCGCGGGAUGUGUGUUUGUGUGUGUGUGUGUGUGUGUGUUUUGGCAGGGGUGUUAUGUGGUGGUAUUGUUUGUGUACAUAGGUUUUCGUGUAUGUGAAGGAUACACUCACUCACUCACACACUCACACACACACACACACACACACACACACACACACACUUACAAGGACAUGUCAGCCUUGCCAUUAGUGCUUUAGAAAGUUUGUACACACAUACACAUACACACACACACACACACACGAGACAAUUAAAAGUCAAGAUAUGAUAAUCAAAAUAUACAUACAGGUCCUGCAAUAUGUGUGUGUGUGUGUGUGUGUGUGUGUGUGUGUGUGUGUGUGUGUGUGUGUGCGCACAUGGAAGAAGGUGGUGCUUUAACUUGUGAACGCGUAUAUGUAAGGCUCUCUUUAGUACAUGCGUAUAUGUGCGUGUGCGUGUCUGUGUGCGUUUCUCUAACCGCAUACAUGAGCUGGGAUGGAAAUAAUAAUUUUUUUUCUAACGUUAUUUAUUUAUUUUUAUUUUUUUACAAGAAUAUAAAUGGAAGAAUAUUUCCUUUAUUUUCUUCUGUCUAAAAGUCACCGAAUGAUAGGCCUAUUAGAUCCGGCCAUUGACUAUUACCAUUAUUUAGUUCCUGUGAUACUCCAUUAUUAUCACCAUUACUCUAUCAGUCACCAUUACCACCAUUACUAUCAUUAUCACCAUCGUCACUGAUUUAUUUACCGGCCUUUGUCGUACGUGAAAGAACGCGGCAACAUUUUUUCUGACUGACUAAGAGGGACACCAUUGCUACGUCCGUGAGAAUUGUAGUGCUUGUAGAAACUGUAUUUUUCUUUGCAUACGUGACUGAGAUGAAGAGGGGAAAACCGUAUACAGAGACUGAAUACGGAAAUACAGAGUUGUUGUGUAUUGUGCUUGUAGAAAACGCAUAUUUUUUCUUUUCGUACAUAAUUGAGAUGAAGAGGAGGAAAUGAUACACAGAGAUUGAAUACGGAAAAUGCAGAGGUUUUGUAUGGUGUGCCUGUAGAAGACGCAUUUUCUUUGCAUACGUAACAGAGCUGAAAUGAAGAGGAGGAAAUGAUACACAGAUUGAAUACAAAAAUGCAGAGUUCUUGUAUGGUGUGCUUGUAGAAGACGCAUUUUCUUUGCAUACAUAACGGAGCUGAAAUGGGGAAAUAGUAUACAGUGAUUGAAUAUGGAAAUGCAGAGUUCUUGUAUACUGUGGUGGUGGUAAAGAUGUAUUUUUGUUUGCAUACAUAACUAGGCUGACAGCGGGGAGAACAUACAGGUCUUAUGAAGGAAUAGGGAAACACAGUGUAUGGAAAAAAAAAUAUAUAGUUAGGAAAAAAAAUGAUGCAGGUCUUUAAGAUGAAUAGGAAAAAAACGUAUGGAAAGAAACAAUAUACAGGUAGGAAAAAAAUGAUAGAUCUUUAUGAAGGAAUAGGCAAAAACAGUGUACUUGUAUUAAAACUUAGUGUAUGGUGUGCUUGUAGAAAAGAUGUAUGCCCAUGUGUACUUGUAUGCUGUGCUUGUGGAAUGAACAUGUAUGAAUAAGAAACAAAUGAAGAGAUGUUUAUAAAGAAAGGGGAGGAAAGAAAAGGAGCGAAUAAUGUUGUGUAGAAGAAAACUAAGGUAGAAGAAAUUUAUGUAUGAGAUUUAUGAAAGAGAAUAAAUAUAGAAAUGAAAGAAAUUAAUAAACAAAUAAUAUGUAGAAGGAGGCUUAGGUAAAAUUAAUAUAGACGAGAUUUGUAGUGUUGUAAAAUUAGAAAAGGAGAAACUGAGUAAAUAUUAUGUAGAAGAAAACUUGACUUGAAUUAAUAUGAGAUUUAUGAAAGAGAAAUAAAUAUAGAUAAGGAGAAAUUAGUGAGAGAAUAAUAUGUAAAAGAGAACUCAGGUAAAAAUUGUAUACUUAUAGUGUUUUAAAAUUAGAAAAAGGAGAAACUCAGUGAAUAAUGUAGAGGAAAACUUGAUAGAUUAAUAUGAGGUUUUUUUAAAGAGAAACAAAUAUAGGAAAUGAAGAGAUUAAUUAGCAAAUAGUGUAAAAGAGAACUCAGGUAAAAAUUGUGGGGAUUUCUAACACUUGAAGAAAUUUAUAUACGAGAUUUGUCAAAGUAACAAUUAUAAGACAAGAAGAAGAAAUUAAGGAGGGAAUAUUAUGUUGAGUCAUAGAAGAAAACUUAGUGAAAUUUAUAAGUUUUAUGGAAGAAAAUUGAAAGAAAAAGAAAAUAACAUGCAAUAGAAACCUCACGUAGAAAUUUACAAAUGAGAAUUGUGAAGGACUAACAAUUAAAAGAAAAGGAGGAGAAAUGAUGCGUAAAAAGAAAACUCCACUAGAAAUUUAUAAAUGAGAAUUGUGAAAGAGUAACAAAAUAAAAAGAAUAAGAAAUAACAU
Messenger RNA from Portunus trituberculatus (swimming crab), 4379 nucleotides. RefSeq names its product arf-GAP domain and FG repeat-containing protein 1-like (gene drongo). Lineage: Eukaryota; Metazoa; Arthropoda; Malacostraca; Decapoda; Portunidae. Gene Ontology annotation, molecular function: GTPase activator activity. The record is from RefSeq and is a predicted model, not a curated record.